This is a messenger RNA of Bradysia coprophila, 1693 nucleotides long. RefSeq names its product transcriptional adaptor 3 (gene Ada3). Gene Ontology annotation, molecular function: transcription coactivator activity. NCBI's taxonomy places the organism in Eukaryota, Metazoa, Arthropoda, Insecta, Diptera, Sciaridae. Gene Ontology annotation, biological process: regulation of transcription by RNA polymerase II. The record is from RefSeq and is a predicted model, not a curated record. Gene Ontology annotation, cellular component: SAGA complex.
CUGUCAUCAUUAGGAACCCAACUGUGCGAAAAAGACCAUUUGCACAACGAAUCUUAUAAAAAUCAUAAUAAGUGGAUAGGAGUUAAACUGAAAUAAAUGGAUGGAAUUUGCGGCAAUUGAGAACUAAGUUUUCGCACAAGGCACAAACCGCAAAAUCUGGCAGAAAAGAAGGCAAAAUACUGUUAAAAAAAUGUCUGGAAAGAAGAUGUCAAGUUCAGCUAAAGGUAGAAAUAGUCUACCGAGCACGAGCAGCAUGUUAGGCGUUCGUACGACUCAAAAAACUGCGCCAAAGUCACCGGGAUCACCCGGAAUAGUCAUCGCUCACAUCAAGGCUCAUGACAACUACAAACUUCUUCCACGCUACAGUGCUGCACUAAGCCGUCCUCAUGAUGAUUCAAUGCCGGCCGAAGACCUUGAUGCCAUUCAAUUGGAAUUGGAAUUGCUGCUGUCUACCGUGUCGCAGAGGGCGAGAGCUUUAAAAAGUGAAUACGAGUCACUGGAUCGAGAAGAUAAACGGGAUCGCAAAGGAAAAUACAUCGAGAAACAGCCAUCGUCGCCAUCAACGAAACGAAAACGGGAUGAAAAGAAGUUCAAAGACGGUGCAAAGUACUUUGGCAGUCAGGCGAAAGUGGCCCGUGUGAAAAAUGCUUCCUCACAUUCUCGAGUCGUCGCUCAACACACCGAUGACAGUAUGGACUCGGUACCGUAUUUUCCGACGAACUAUGCCCUGCGCGAAAAUCCUAAAUUGGUUAUGCCCAAGAAUGAUACUCCCAAUAAGUUCUGGUUAUCCGUCGAGCCAUACUGUAUGCCAAUAUCACAUGAGGACAUUAAGCUUCUCGAUGAUUUGAUUGAAGAAUACUCUGGAGCAUUGGUACCACCAAUACCAGACUUAGGCCCACAUUACAGUUCGCAAUGGGCGAAUGAGGAUCUCAAAGAUGAACAGGAUAAUUCCAAUCCGAAUGCUAAAACAAACAAGCGAUUUACAUCGGGUAGCAGUGCCGACGUGAUUAAUAUGUUGAAGAAAGGCGAGAAGCUUAUAGGCGAAAGUGUCACAGGCCCGUUAACUCAAAGGCUUGUGGCUGCAUUGCUGGAAGAGAAUGUAAUGCCGGAUGAUCAAUCAAUCGACAAUGUUGACAUUUCGGCUGAGAAUUCCACGAACAACCAAACACUGUCGAUGCUGAAGAAUGGUAUCAACAUCGAACGUAGGGUCAAGAAGGAGUUAAUUGAGCAAGGGCUCUUAGAUCCGGAAGAUUUCCAAAAAGAAUGCGAAGACGAAAUUCUUACCGAGAUCAAGAAAGUUCGCACCGAGUUAGCAUCGAUUGCCGAAUACAACUAUGAGGAGCUGAAAAAGUUGCAAAAGGCUGCAAAGGAUGAGAUAAAGCGGCUAGAAGUCAAGCGGAAAUUAGAUGCAGUCGAUCAAGAGAUAAUCGAAAUGUACAAAAAAAUCGGUUUAAUCAAGCAGAAACGAAGGCCGCUAACCAAACAGGAAAGAGACGAGGUGUUUCGAUUGACAGAAGAACAGAAACGAAUAUCGGAUCAACUAGAAGCGAUGAAAGUUCCUGGACCCAGCUUUAUGGAUUAGUGUUCCGUUGGUCGACCCGUUUCAAUCGAUAGACAGAAUUUGGGUAUUCUACGUUAUGUAAUCCUAGUUACGUAUUUACUAAUACAAUCAAUGGUCAAAAAUUGUCAUUGU